Mesorhabditis belari is the source of this 660-nucleotide messenger RNA. Lineage: Eukaryota; Metazoa; Nematoda; Chromadorea; Rhabditida; Rhabditidae. The record is from the annotation of a GenBank genome assembly.
AUGUCCAAUCGUUACGGGACAAUCGACGAGCCAGUCGAUUUUGAGGAAACACUCACAAAUCAAUCGUUUCCAUCAAUAAGGCGCCGAAUCUCGGGAAUCUCCAAAAAUCGAGCCAAAAAAUACUGUCUUCAAGCGCUUUCCUUACUCUGCUCCGGGAUUUUUCUUCUCUCCGGUAGUCUAUCAAUCGUUUUCUAUUCGCAUCGCGUUUGGCACGAGUUCAUCGAACCACACUCGUUCAUUGGCCCCUUCCUACCGGCGUACCUUUGUAAUGAGUUGUGUUCGAUCGAGCGUUGGAUUCAUCUCAUUACCUUUAUCUGCUUUAUCAUUCACAUAAUUUUCUUCAAAAUAGACACGGAAUUCUCUCUUUGUUUCCAAGUGACUCUUCUCUAUUUAGCCAUCAAUGUUUUCUUGUCCGGCUUCAUACUUUUCAUUGCUCUCAUUUUCUAUCGUUGUGGUUUCACUGGUGUGACUUGUGCUCAAAUAGCCACUUGGUUGCCUGAGUUUUUGUUGAAAGCAGCGAUUUGGGUGUUCAUGAUUUUUGGGACUGUAGCUAUUUGUAUUAGUGUUGGGACUUUUAUCUUGUGGAUUUGUUCAGAUUUGAAGAUUCAAGGAAAUGGGGAUGAUGAAGAGGGGAAUCCGGGACGGCGAACGAUCAAUGUU